GAGAAUUUUCACUUUGAAUGGCACACUUUCAAUUAAAAUUGUCUUCUAUCUCUCUCUUUCUCUCUCAUCUCUCUUUCUCUCUCCUCUCUUUCUGUCUCACCCCAAAAUCUUUAGGCUCAACCCACCAUCCAAUUCCCAACCAUAGUUCGUCACAAAAGCUAAAACCUUUUUAGGGUUCUUAUCAUCUUCCCUCAAUUCGCCAAUAACAGAAAGAAAAAAGAAAAAAAGCAGGACACCCAGAACGAAACGAAUCCGAAAGUUCAAAUCUUUCUGCGAUUUAGAUGGCCGAAAUGGAAGAAAUUGGACCUGAUGUCUGUUCGGAUUUAGAAGUGGAUGACAUUAGAUGCCCCAAUAUAGCAGAGAAAGAUGUGAGUGAUGAAGAGAUUGAUGCAGAAGAAUUGGAGCGGCGAAUGUGGAAGGAUCGAAUCAAACUCAAAAGGCUAAAGGAAAGACAGAAGCUGGCGAUUCAACAAGCUGCAGAGAAGCAAAAGCCAAGGCAGUCCAGUGAUCAAGCUCGAAGGAAGAAAAUGUCAAGAGCACAGGAUGGGAUUCUGAAGUAUAUGCUGAAGCUUAUGGAAGUGUGCAAAGCUCGUGGAUUUGUGUAUGGGAUCAUUCCUGAGAAGGGGAAGCCAGUUAGUGGUUCCUCUGAUAACAUUAGAGCUUGGUGGAAGGAGAAGGUAAAGUUUGAUAAGAAUGGCCCUGCAGCUAUAGCCAAGUAUGAAGCUGAGUGUCUUGCUAUGAGUGAGGCAGAUAACAGCCGAAAUGGUAACUCGCAGAGCAUUCUCCAAGAUCUGCAAGAUGCAACACUUGGAUCACUCUUGUCUUCUUUGAUGCAACAUUGUGAUCCUCCUCAGAGGAAGUAUCCAUUGGAAAAGGGUGUGCCUCCACCAUGGUGGCCAACUGGUAAUGAAGAUUGGUGGUCACAGUUGAAUUUACCUCAUGGUCAGAGUCCUCCUUAUAAGAAGCCACAUGAUUUGAAGAAGAUGUGGAAAGUGGGAGUGCUCACUGCUGUUAUAAAGCACAUGUCACCUAAUAUUGCAAAGAUAAGGAGGCAUGUUCGGCAAUCAAAAUGCUUGCAGGACAAGAUGACGGCAAAGGAAAGCGCGAUUUGGUUGGGCGUUUUAAGUCGAGAAGAAGCUCUCAUUAGACAGCCUAGUAGUGACAAUGGAACAUCUGGAGUAACUGGAAUGCUACCUGGUGUUCCUGCUGAGAAUAAGCAAGCUGCUAGCAGUGCAAGCAACUAUGAUGUUGAUGGUACUGAUGAUGGCAUUGGUUCUGUUUCGUCUAAAGAGGAUAGGAGAAUUCAGAUUGUGGAAACCGAACCACCAGUUAACUUGCGCAGGGUUAGGAAGCCUGGCCAAGAUAGAGAUCAAUCUAAGCAGCGACGGCUGCCGAAAAAACCCCGAGUGUCAUCAAGGACUGUUGACAAACCGCCAGCACAAUCUGACAACGAAGUUUUGCAUGCUGAGCCAAGAAGUAAAGGGCUGAAUAUUAACCAGACAGGAGCAGAAGUAGCUCGAAUCCAGAUUCAUGGAAAUGAACAGUCCAAUGAGACAGAUUCUGCUGCAAGGCCACUGGAAAAGGAGCUUGAGGUGCCUGCACAACUACCAGCACCCGAGUUUGAUCAUUACUCUUAUUUACAUACAAACAACUUAAUUUCCUCAGAAAGUAUUUAUACGAGUGGAAGGCCAAUACACUAUCCUGAGUUGCAAAACCCUGGCAUGCAUCAUCAUGAACCCUCUUAUAAUCUUUAUAAUCCAGCAACAGGGUAUGAACCUGGUCAUAGGCAGCAGCUACAUCCUGGGAACAACAGUGAAGGAAGGCCAGAUAUUGAUGCAGUUCAUGCACAAGGUGUGCAUAUGAAAGGGGAUGAAAUGACUGGAGGUGAUUUGCAAUACUUUGGUAAAGAUGCAUUUCAGAAUGAGCUUGAUAGACCUAUGGAUCACUCUUUCUUUGGAUCACCGCUUAGUAACAUGUCAUUAGAUUUUGGAGGACUUAACAGUCCAUUCCAUUUAGAUGAUUUCUUGGGUGAUGAUGAAAUGAUACAGUACUUUGGAGCAUAAUUUAUUGAAACUGCUAGCUCAGCAGAGACAGUAAGUGCUAUUAUUCUUCCUCUCUUGUAUAAUGCUGUGUAAAAAUUGUAUAUCAUGAUCCAUGACUUCUGUAUUGUAUUCAUCCUUUUCCAGGAAUAACAAAAAUUCCAGUACCUGUUGCUUAUCUGGGUAAAGGUUCCCAGAUUGGUAUUAGUGUCUAUGGAGUUUGAGGUUCAAUUUUUUUAACUAACAGGUCAUAAGCAGGGUAUUAGAAGAACUGAAGCAUGAACUCCUGUAUCAAUUAGCCCAUUUCCAUAGCAAUAAAUAUGUUUUAGGGUUGAAUGUAAACUUAUCAAUUGGUGUAUUCACUGAACUGCACAUAUGAAUGAAUGUUUAGUAUUUUUAGAUUUUUAGAAUAGGGUUGCCUCCAAAUUUAAUAAAUUAUCUUUGUUUCCA
Vigna unguiculata (cowpea) is the source of this 2489-nucleotide messenger RNA. RefSeq names its product ETHYLENE-INSENSITIVE3-like 3 (gene EIL3). The record is from RefSeq and is a predicted model, not a curated record. Lineage: Eukaryota; Viridiplantae; Streptophyta; Magnoliopsida; Fabales; Fabaceae. Gene Ontology annotation, molecular function: DNA binding; DNA-binding transcription factor activity. Gene Ontology annotation, cellular component: nucleus.